AUGGCCUCUAUUCGCGUUCUUUCCUUCGAUGCUGAGGGCCGUCCCGUGCAGUUCACUUCCUGGCUCGACGACCUGCAGUUGUAUCUUAUGAGCAAUAGCACGGACCACAUCUCCCUCUAUGACUACGCGUCUGGUGCUGCCGCUGCUCCUGCUGCCACAGCCGAGCUUAGUGUUCGUUCCCACUGGCAGACUCGUGACGCUGCUGCUCGCCUAGCCAUUCGCAGUCACCUGCCGCUAGCUGAGCUCGAGCAUUUUGGCGACUGCAAAUCCGCUAAGGCCCUGUACGAUGCUGUCGUUGCUCGCUACUCCUCGCCUGCCACAGCCGAGCUUAGCCGCCUCAUGCUGCCGUACCUGUUCCCCGAUCUGUCCACCUUUACUACAGUCGCCGAUCUUAUCACCCACCUUCGCACUAGUGAUGCUCGCCUGCGUGCCGCCCUUCCCACCGAGUUCUGCGCUAAGAACCCCCUCCACUUUCGAGACCACUUCCUUGCUCGCUGUCCCACUGAGCUCACAGUCGCCCUCCUAGAGGAGCAGCUGCUUGCGGCCGAAAAGAGCAUUGUAGCUGUCGGUGCUGCUCGUGGCGCUCCUCGCACCCCCAUCUUUGAGGGGUGUUCUCCCUCUCCCCUCGCUCCCUCCUACGCUGCUGCUGCUGCUGUUGACUUCCUUGGUGCUGAGUCUGUUGGCGCUGCUUCUGCUCCUGGUGGGAGGCGCCGCACCGGCAAGGGCAAGGGGGGCAAGGGUGGUGGUGGUGGCGCUGGGGGGGGAGGAGGUGGGGGAGGUGGGGGGGGAGGCGGUGCUGGAGGGAGCGGUGGCGGGAGCGCUGGUGGGAGUGGGGUCGGUGGUGGAGGCGGGGGCGGCGGAGGAAGCAGUGGCAGUAGUGGCGGCGGCGGCGGUGGCGGCGGUGGCGGUGGUGGCGGUGGUGGCGGUGGUGGCGGUGGCGGUCGGAGCGGUGGUAGUGGUGGCGGCGGAGGUCGGAGUGGAGGCACUGGCUCGGGCCAGAGCUCCCAGCAGCAGCAGCGUCCCCAGACGACCCAGCAGCUUCGUGAGUGGCUUGCUCAGCGUGGGACGUCGGGGGGCAGUGGCCGCUGUUCUUAUGUCAUUCGCACAGGUGACCGCAAGGGACAGACGUGUGGGAGGUUCCACACCCCGUACCGCUGCUUCUCCCGCCUUGACGACGCUUGGCGUGAGGAGAUGGGUGCGGAUGUUGAGCGCCCCCGCUGGGCUGAGCUCAUGAGGGCUGGUGUUGAUGUCUUUGCUCUUGACUAUGAUGCUAUUAUUGCUGCCAUGUAUGCAUUGACUGUUAGUGCCGAGGGAGACUGUUACUUGUGUGUGCCGCCUGACCCAGGUAUAGAGCCCGCUGCCCUGGGUACUAGUGAGUCUGCUCUCUCUGGUAUGGUGCCCCCUGUACUUGCUCCCUCCAGUGCUGUCCCGGCUGGUUUCGAGUCUGCUCUCUCAGGUACAGCACCCACAGAGACUGCUCUCUCAGGUACCGCACCGGCUGAGGCCUGUCACACCUUCACCCUUGACUCAGGUGCUUCCCGUUGCUUCUUUCGUGACAGUACUGAGCUCACACCGCUUCCUGCACCGGUCCCAGUCUCCUUGGCUGACCCCUCUGGGGGCCCAGUCCUUGCCCAGUCCACCACUGUCCUCCCUUGUCCGGCGGUUCCGUCUGGCUCGUUGUCGGGUUUCCACCUCCCCUCGUUCUCGACGAACCUGGUGAGCAACGCUGUCCUCCAGGAUCAGUGGGUUGACACCUUUACCCCUGGAGGACAGCGUGUGGCGAUCUGCACGUGCUCCAGGACCGGCCGUCACCUGGCUACGUUUACCCGUCGGCCGGGGUCGAGUCUCUACACACUGACCACUGCGUCUCCUCAGGUCGCUGCUGUCGGUCAGGUGUCUGCGUCAGGUCUGGUAGCCCACGCCUGUGAGUGUCGUUCCCUGUCGCACCAGACUCUUCUCUGGCACCACCGCCUGGGUCACCCCUCCUUGCCACGCCUUCGUGGCAUGCACCGUCGCCACCUUGUGUCUGGUCUUCCCAGGUCCCUCCCUCCCCUCCCUGCCUCGCCUGCGCCGCCUUGCCUUCCUUGCGUCGAGGGGCGGCAGCGCGCCGCUCCUCACUCCUCCUCGUUCCCCCCGACAGAGGCUCCUCUGCAGACCCUCCACCUGGACGUGUGGGGCCCAGCCCGCGUUCGUGGUCAGGGCGGUGAGCGGUACUUUUUGCUGGUUGUCGACGACUACUCGCGUUACACCACGGUCUUCCCCUUGCGCACCAAGGGUGAGGUCCCUGCUGUUCUGAUCCCUUGGAUCCGCACGGUUCGUCUCCAGCUCCGCCGCCGUUUCCGGACGGAUCUUCCUGUCCUGCGUCUGCACUCUGACAGAGGUGGUGAGUUUUCCUCCGAUCUCUUGAGGACCUUCUGUCAGGCGGAGGGCAUCGAGCAGACCUUCACGCUUCCGGACUCCCCACAGCAGAAUGGGGUUGCUGAGCGCCGCAUUGGCCUUGUCAUGGAGGUCGCUCGUACCUCCUUGGUCCACGCGGCGGCUCCCCAUUUUCUGUGGCCGUUUGCUGUCCGGUACGCCGCGCAUCAGCUCAACCUCUGGCCCCGUGUCUCCUUGCCGGAGACCUCGCCCACACUGCGUUGGACGGGGGAGGUUGGCGAUGCGUCGCGCUUCCGGGUGUGGGGUGCUCGUGCCCUUGUCCGCGAUACGUCCGCGGACAAGCUCUCCUCCCGCACGCUUCCCUGUGUCUUCCUUGGCUUUGUCCCUGACGCGCCUGGCUGGCAGUUUUACCACCCCACCUCGCGCCGGGUCUUCGCCUCUCAGGAUGUCACCUUUGACGAGUCGGUGUCUCUCAGGUAG
This is a messenger RNA of Closterium sp. Yama58-4, 2856 nucleotides long. NCBI's taxonomy places the organism in Eukaryota, Viridiplantae, Streptophyta, Zygnematophyceae, Desmidiales, Closteriaceae. The record is from the annotation of a GenBank genome assembly.